Messenger RNA from Callorhinchus milii (elephant shark), 964 nucleotides. RefSeq names its product sorcin-like. NCBI's taxonomy places the organism in Eukaryota, Metazoa, Chordata, Chondrichthyes, Chimaeriformes, Callorhinchidae. Gene Ontology annotation, molecular function: calcium ion binding. The record is from RefSeq and is marked predicted.
ACUGACGGAGCGCUGCUAUGGCUUAUCCUGGAUACGGUGGGCAAUUUCCACAAUAUGGCUGUGCACCAGGAGGUGCUCCAGGGGCCCCUGGGGGUGCUGGUUACCAACAAUACCAAGCACAAUCAAUGGACCACCUCUAUGGAUAUUUUGCAGGAGUGGCUGGUCAUGAUGGCCAGAUAGACUCUCAGGAGCUCCAGUCAUGUCUUACUCAGGCUGGCAUCAGCGGCAGUUACAAACCAUUCUGUCUGGAGACCUGUAAGCUGAUGAUUUCCAUGCUGGAUUGCGAUUGUUCUGGAACAAUGGGCUUUUCAGAAUUCAAAGAGCUCUGGACAGCGCUCAAUGCCUGGCGCCAGAACUUUGCUACUUUUGAUAGGGAUAGGAGUGGCACCGUUGACCCCCAGGAACUACAACAAGCUAUUUCUUCCAUGGGAUACAGAUUGUCUCCUCAGGGUAUGAAUGCAAUAGUAAAGCGAUACAGCACUGCUGGGAAGAUCUCAUUUGAUGAUUAUGUGGCCUGCUUUGUGAGACUCCGAACUCUCACAGAUGCCUUCAGAAGAAGAGAUGCUUCCCAACAAGGGGUUGUUAAUUUUGCAUAUGAUGAUUUCAUCAUAUGUACCAUGUGCAUCUAGUUGAAACCGGACAGUUGACUUUUUUUUCCUCCAAAAGAACCUAACUCUGCAAUCCAUUCACUGUCUAUUAGCCUGCUCUUUAUAUGCAGUUAUGUAAUACAUAUAUAGAGAAAUAUGCAUGGUUGGUAUGUAUCCAAAUGUUGAUGAUUCCAUUAUGUUUCAUUAAAGCCAAUAUUGUGAAAUUGUUAGCCUUUUAAUAUCUAAUAACACAAUUUUUGUACUAAAUUGUCAAUGGUGAGGAUACUACUUUUGUUAAAUGUUUUACAAGCUUGUAAAAACACCAAAACAAAUAUAGGUUCCAUAAUUUUAUUUCAUUAAAAUACACGAGUUAUACU